AUGGCGACUGAGUACAAGCUCAAGGGCUUGAGCAGCAUUGACCUGAAAAAUGGUCAGACGCAAGAGGUAGAAGUUGAGGGCAUUGAGGAGGGUAAGGUCUUGCUCGCCAAGGUCAAGGACGAGGUUCAUGCAUUGAGCUCGAAGUGCACCCACUAUGGAGCUCCAUUGGCCAAGGGUGUCCUUACGCCAGAGGGCAGGUUAACAUGUCCAUGGUAUGCCAUCUCUAGAGUACAAUUUGGUCGGAUUUAUGGCUUGUGUGGUGUGCUAAUAAUUGAUAUGUUAGGCACGGAGCUUGCUUCAACGUCAAGACCGGAGACAUCGAAGACGCACCCGCACCCGAUCCACUCCAAAAGUUCGAAAUCGUGCAAAGAGAUGGAGCUGUGUACAUCAAGGGUGAAGAGGCAGCUAUCAAGGCAAAUCGACGAAACUUGAGCAUCAAGUGCAAGGCACAAGGUAACGACCAUGUCGUGAUCGUUGGCCGUGGAAGUGGUGCGUUCGGAGCCAUUGAUGGUCUUAGAGCAGGAGGCUAUACCGGAAACAUCACGGCUAUCGCAGAGGAAGACUACCCACCAAUCGACCGCACGAAGCUAUCAAAGGCCCUCAUGGAUGAUGCUUCCAAGGUCGCCCUGCGGAGUCCAGAGUAUUACAAGGAAGGUGACGUCCAGAUGGUCAAUGGUACAGUCAAGUCGGUCGACUUCUCAGGCAAGAAGGUCAAGACGCAAGACGGAAAGGAAUAUUCCUACACCAAGCUCAUUCUGGCUUCUGGAGGAACUCCGAGACAGCUUCCGCUGCCAGGUCUGAAGGGCGACUUGAAGAACGUGUUCCUGCUCCGCACGAUUCCAAACGUUCAGGACAUCCUGAAGGCUGCUGGUCAGGACGGCGGCAAGAAAGUUGUUGUCAUCGGAAGCAGCUUUAUCGGAAUGGAGGUUGGAAAUGCGCUUGCGGGCAAGAAGCACGACGUCUCCAUCAUUGGUAUGGAGCAGGAGCCAAUGGAACGUGUAAUGGGUACACAAGUCGGUGCAAUCUUCCGAAAGCUGCUGGAGAAGAACGGCAUCAAGUUCCAUAUGGGUGCCUCAGUCGAGAAGGGCGAGGAAAACAGCAGCAGAUCGGGAUACAUCGGCUCUGUCGUUCUACAAGACGGAACCAAGCUGGAAGCCGACCUGGUCAUCGAGGGAGUCGGCGUCCGCCCAGCAACGGACUAUCUGAAGGAGAGCUCGCUCGAGCUGGAGAAGGAUGGAUCUGUGUCGGUCGAUGAGUCGUUUGCUGUCAAGGGCAUGAAAGAUGUCUUUGCAAUUGGAGAUAUUGCCACAUACCCAUACCACGGUCCAGGCGGCAAUGGCAAGCCAGUCCGCAUUGAGCACUGGAACGUAGCACAGAACAUGGGCAGAUCUGUGGCAAAUUCGAUCAACAGCCCGGGCUCGAAGCCGAAGCCAUUCAUCCCGGUCUUUUGGUCGGCAGUGGGUGCUCAGCUGAGAUACUGCGGCCAUCCGGCUACUGGAUACGACGACGUGAUCAUCCAGGGCAAUACUGAUACCAGCGAAGGCAAGCAGAGCUUUGUCGCGUACUAUACCAAGGAUGACGAUGUGGUGGCUGUGGCGAGCAUGAUGAAGGUAAGCUUGUGCCACAAUUUUGAAAUACUUGAGAUCGUACUAACGUCGCCUUUAGGACCCAUACAUGACACAGUCGGCUGAGCUGAUGAGGAGGAACAAGAUGCCCAAGAAGAGUGAGAUAUCAAAGGGCGUGGACAUUAUGGGAAUCACCCUCCCAUCCGAGGUGAAGAUAUAG
Lecanosticta acicola is the source of this 1785-nucleotide messenger RNA. The record is from the annotation of a GenBank genome assembly. Lineage: Eukaryota; Fungi; Ascomycota; Dothideomycetes; Mycosphaerellales; Mycosphaerellaceae.